GGAGGGAAAAACAUGACAGCAUGACAAAACUGCCUGAGCUUAUAUUCACUCACUCUCAUCGUUCGCAGAGCUCACUCUCUGCGUAAAAUAAUUGCGUGUCCAACAAGCCAAGUCAGAACUCAACCUUCAUUCUCUCUCAGAAUGGUGCUUCAAAACCCUAACAAUGGUGAACCCGACCUCAACGAUGGUGAACCAGUUGAUACGAACGAAACUUAUCGUUUCAGUGAAGACAUCGACAGCACCUGCUCGACUCCGUACGUCAGUGCGCCGUCGAGCCCCGGGCGAGGGCCGACAGGCUACUUCUACAGUGCGCCGGCGAGUCCAAUGCAUUUCGUGCUGUCGUCGAAGGCGGUGGCGGCGUGCGACUCGGGGUUCGUGGUCAGUUCGUCCGAGUCCGGAUCGUUCGAGUUCGAAUUCUCUUCGAGGUUUUCGUCGGACGGGAAGGGGCCAUCGGGAUCGAUGAGUUCGGCGGAUGAGUUGUUCUUGAAUGGCCAGAUCAGGCCGAUGAAGCUGUCGUCUCACUUACAGAGGCCGCAGAUCUUGGCGCCGUUAAUGGAUCUUGAAGGUGAAGAGGAGGACGAGGAGAGCAAGGAUGGUGAAGAGUUUGAGAAACGCGAGAGGUCGGUGGUGAGAGGGAGAGAUCUGAGAUUGCGCAACAGAUCUAUGCACAGAAAAGCCAGAUCUAUGUCGCCUUUGCGAAACGCAGCGUUCGAGUGGCACGAAGAGCCUGUUCGCGGAGAGCAGGAGGAGGUUAACGAGCGCGCAUUAGACUCCGAGGAGCUGGAGUGUGAAAAGACUGAUACUCCGUCCACGGAAACGACACCGUCUGGCUCCGCUUCGUCCUCGAGAUCAUCAUCGUCCGGUAGGAAUUCGAAGAAAUGGGUAUUUCUGAAGGACCUUUUGUACAGAAGCAAAAGCGAAGGGAGAGGGAAUAGCAAAGAGAAGUUCUGGUCUUCGAUCUCCUUCUCGCCCUCAAAAGAAAAAAAACUCUCUUCAACUUCUCUUCCAUUCUCUUCUUCAACAGACGAGAAACCUCAAACGGCGCCAUCUGCAGCGGCGGAGGCUCAGAAAGAGAAAGAGAAAGGGAAGCAGAGGCAAAAGGGAAGCAAACAAGCUUCCACCAAAAAAUCAGGUUCGGGAAAGCCAACCAACGGCGUUGCUGCAAAACGGCGUGUACCUCCGUCGCCUCACGAGCUGCAUUACACUGCUAAUAGAGCUCAAGCGGAGGAAAUGAAGAAGAGAACGUUUUUGCCGUACAGGCAGGGACUACUGGGGUGCUUGGGGUUCAGUUCCAAAGGAUACGGUGCACUCAAUGGACUCACCAGAACAUUGAACCCAGUGUCUUCCAGGUAGAGUGAUUAGAGAAGGAGAGAGCUCAUUUAUGUAUAGCUUUUGCAUUCCCCAUUAAUUUAUAUCUUCUUCUAUGUAAUUUUUAGCAGAUCUUAAUAUUUCUGUACAGCAGAUGAGCUAUGUAUGAACCGCCAUUGCUGGUUUUGCUUCAUCAACUGAUGAAAUUAUUGGCCUCUAUGCAUAUGAUCUGCAUUUGACUCGUCA
Vitis vinifera (wine grape) is the source of this 1554-nucleotide messenger RNA. RefSeq lists its product as uncharacterized. The transcript has a single exon. Lineage: Eukaryota; Viridiplantae; Streptophyta; Magnoliopsida; Vitales; Vitaceae. Bases 142 to 1353 code for a protein of 403 amino acids. The record is from RefSeq and is a predicted model, not a curated record.